AUGGCCUUGUGGGCUGCAACAUUCAUGGAACAUUGGAAGAGGAGACAAAUGCGACUGAACUAUCGAUGGGAUCUGACAAGUUUUGAAGAAGAACAAGUGAGUGAGCGGGACCAUCCCAGGGCAGAAUAUGAGGCUAAGGUCCUUCAGAAGUCCCUCAAAAAGGAGUACAGACACAAAGAGAAGCAUCAGCCUGUUCCUGAGGACAACACAAACAAAUGGAGGCAGAGAGUUAAGACUGCCAUGGCUGGAGUGAAAUUGACAGAAAAGGAAAAGCUGACAUGGAAGGACAGAACUCCCGCCUAUUUCACAAACUUUGUUGGCAUCAUUUUUAUGAUCGGUUUGACCUUUGCUAUUGUGUUUGGUGUCAUUGUAUAUCGAGUCUCUACUGCAGCAGCAUUAGCAAUGAGCUCCAACCCAUCUGCACGUGCUAAUGUCCGGGUAACCGUUACAGCGACAGCGGUUAUCAUUAAUCUGGUGGUGAUUCUGGUACUGGAUGAAGUGUAUGGUUGUAUAGCACGGUGGCUCACCCAGAUUGAGGUCCCAAAAACUGACAAGACUUUUGAAGAACGGCUGAUAUUUAAGGCUUUCCUGCUGAAGUUUGUCAAUGCUUACACACCAAUUUUUUAUGUUGCCUUCUUCAAGGGUCGGUUUAUUGGACGGCCAGGGGAUUAUGUGUACAUUUUUGGCUCAUUCAGAAUGGAAGAGUGCGCCCCUGGUGGCUGUUUAAUGGAACUGUGCAUCCAGCUAAGUAUUAUCAUGCUUGGGAAACAGCUGAUUCAGAACAAUCUCUUCGAGAUAGGAAUCCCGAAGAUGAAGAAGCUGAUCAGAUACCUGAAAUCAAGACGACAGAUAUACAAGGACCAUGAGGAGCAUGCCAAGAGGAAACAGCGUUAUGAGCUGGACUAUAAUCUGGAACCUUUUGCAGGACUCACCCCGGAGUACAUGGAAAUGAUUAUCCAGUUUGGAUUUGUCACUCUGUUUGUUGCCUCCUUCCCAUUGGCUCCUCUGUUUGCCUUACUAAACAACAUAAUUGAAAUCCGUCUGGAUGCCAAGAAAUUCAUUACUGAACUUAGGAGGCCUGUGGCAGUCAGAGCAAAGGAUAUAGGUAUCUGGUAUAAUAUCCUACGAGGAAUCGGAAAGCUUGCGGUGAUAAUAAAUGCCUUUGUGAUAUCAUUUACCUCUGACUUCAUUCCACGCCUCGUGUACCUGUAUAUGUACAGUCCAGAUGGCACCAUGCAUGGCUUUCUCAACAACACUCUUGCCUAUUUUAAUGUCAGUGACUUUAAACCUGGCACCGCGCCCAACAUUGAGCAGGAGCUGGAUUACUCAGUGGAAAUAUGCAGAUACAAAGAUUACAGGGAGACUCCCUGGUCUGAGGACAAAUAUGAUAUUACAAAGGAAUUCUGGGCUGUUCUGGCUGCAAGAUUGGCAUUUGUUAUUGUUUUCCAGGUAUCUGCCGUUGAGAGAGUUUUUAUGCUCAUGAAUGGAUUUUACUUUAAUGUCUUCUGGAUAGCUAUCGUUUAUAAUAACUAUGUUACCUAUUGUUUUAUGUUCAAACAAAAUUUUAUAUAUAAAGUUUAG
Staurois parvus is the source of this 1581-nucleotide messenger RNA. The record is from the annotation of a GenBank genome assembly. NCBI's taxonomy places the organism in Eukaryota, Metazoa, Chordata, Amphibia, Anura, Ranidae.